AACAUCUCAGAUUUUUUAAUGAAAAAUCAAACAAUGAUAACAGAUUUUAUACUCUUGGGACUUUCCAGUGAUCCACAAAUACAGAUGAUUCUCUUCGUUUUGUUCCUAAUCAUAUAUGCCACCACAUUAUUAGGAAACUCUGCCAUCAUAUUGGUAAUCAGGGCUGAGCCUGUCCUUCACACCCCCAUGUCCUUUUUUCUCAGUCACUUAGCCUUGGUUGAUAUUUUCUACUCAACUGUCACUGUCCCAAAGAUGCUGGAAAACUUCACAAAAAGGCAGACAAGAAUUUCUUACUUGGGAUGCAUUUCACAAAUCUUUUUCUUUAUCCAUUUUGCCUGCACUGAAUUUUUUCUGCUUUCUGCAAUGGCGUAUGACCGAUAUGCAGCUAUAUGUGACCCAUUACAUUAUUCAACAACUAUGAAAAAACAAAUGUGCAGACAACUGGUUGGAGGAGCUUGGAUAAGUGGUUUCUUGGAUGCUCUGAUCAACACUUUGCCUUUACUGGAUUUGACCUUCUGUGGACGCAAUACAAUCAGCCAUUACACCUGUGAACUUCCAGCAGUUUUGAGUUUGUCUUGUGGUGAAACUUUCACCAAUCAGAAGUUGAUAUUUGCCUCUAUUUUUUUCUUUGGUUUAACUCCCUUCAUUAUGACUCUUGUCUCUUACAUAUAUAUCAUAUCAACCAUCCUGAAGAUACCAUCAUUGAAAGGUAGGAGCAAAGCCUUCUCCACUUGUAGCUCACACCUCAUUGUGGUUUGUUUGUUAUAUCUUUCAGCAUUUUUCAGAUACAUGAAGCCAAGUUCUAAGUCUCUCACAGAUCUGGACAGAGUGAUCUCUAUCCAGUAUCUUAUUUUAACUCCUGUGUUAAACCCUAUCAUAUACAGCCUAAGAAAUAAAGAAAUAAAAACUCUACUUUGGAAAGGGUUCAAAAAAUAUAUGUAA
Molecule: messenger RNA, 942 nt
Organism: Elgaria multicarinata webbii
Lineage: Eukaryota; Metazoa; Chordata; Lepidosauria; Squamata; Anguidae
Product: olfactory receptor 5A1-like
Exons: 1
Coding region: 19-942 (307 amino acids)
Biological process (GO): G protein-coupled receptor signaling pathway
Cellular component (GO): membrane
Molecular function (GO): olfactory receptor activity; odorant binding; G protein-coupled receptor activity
Source: RefSeq, a predicted model, not a curated record